AUGAGUUCCGACUACUCGUAUGACGCCGAGGCGCAAUUCUACCCAUUCUUCAUCCUCGCCAUUAGCAGCAUCAUCACGCUGCCCCUCGGCUACACACUCGUCUUCCCCUCCAAGGACAUCGAAGCGAAAGCCCCGCGCAUUCAGAGCGACUACAAGCCCGAACAUGCCGACUUGAUCGAAAGACAGCGCAAGGCGCACCAGAAGAAACAGCGCCGCAUCGUGCGCGUCAUCUUCGUCAUCCUCGGCUUGGCCCUCAUGGCUGGCAUGGUCUACCUCAUCCUCCACGUUCAGACCGUGACACCCAAGAUCUGGAACCCCUACGACAUCCUCGGCAUUUCCGACUCUGCCGAUGAGAGGCAAAUCAAGAAAGUCUACAGAAAGCUCUCCCAAAGACUGCACCCCGACAAGGUCAAGCCCGACCCGGCCAAGAACGAGACCAUCGAAUCCCUCAACGCCGCCUACGUCGAGAUUUCAAAGGCAUACCAGGCGCUCACCGACGAGGACGUCCGCAACAACUACAUUCAAUAUGGCCACCCCGACGGAAAGCAGAGCUUCAGCAUCGGUAUUGCGCUCCCCAAGUUCAUGGUCUCCGACGGCAACGGCAAGUAUGUCGUUCUUGCCUACACUCUGCUUCUCGGUGUUCUCCUGCCGUACCUGGUCGGUUCCUGGUGGUACGGCACUCAGCGCAUGUCCAAGGACGGCGUGCUCAUGGAGAGCGCCAACAACCUGUUCCGCGCUUACGACGACAACGUUGACGAGGGUGGUGUCAUUACUGCUCUCAGCAGCGGUAAGGAGUUCGAGGCUGUUCUCAAGGGCGACAAGGCCGAGUCUGGUCUUUCCAAGCUCGAGUCCAAGCUCCUCGCCAACGCUGAGAAGGCGGGUCUCUCCCAGAAGGACAAGCAGGCUCUCGAGGACCUCGACAGUGGUGUGCGCCGCAAGGCUCUUGCGCUUCUGUGGUCCUACAUUGGUCGCAUCGAGCUCGAAGAUGAUGCCCUGAACAGCGCCAAGUACGAAGUUGCCCCCAUCGCCCACGCCCUCACCAAGUCUUUCUCCGCCAUCGCCCAGGCUUACGGCAGCACCGGCCCCAUUCUGGCCGCCUACUCAACCAGCCAGCACCUCAUCCAGGCUCUGCCUCCCAAGUCCUCUCCUCUUCUUCAGCUUCCUCACUUCACCCAGGACAUUGUCCGCGCCGUUGAGGGCGGCGACGAGAAGGUUCACGUCUCUCUCCAGCAGUUCAUGGAUCUUCCCGACAACCUCCGCAGAAACCUCACAGUUCGCAACGGUCUCCUCACUGAGGAUCAGUACAAGUCAGCGGUCAGCGUCGCUCGUCAGCUCCCCCAACUUCGCGUUGCCAAGGCCUUCUUCAAGGUCACCGGCGAGCGCUUCAUCAUUCCCUCCUCUCUCGUCACCCUGGUCGUCAAGGGCCGCAUCGUCCCUCCUGGAAGCGAAAACGUACCCGAAAUCAACGAAUUGGAUCUGGAAGACAUUGACCCGGCGGAAGACGACCUCGAGGCCUUCCUGGGCCGCAAGAAGACUACCAAGGGUCCUGACGGCAAGCCUACUCCCGUUGACGACAAGCCGAUUCUGCCUCCUCUCGCCCACGCCCCCUACUUCGCCCGCGACCACGCCCCCAAGUGGUAUGUCUUCUUGACCGACUCUAAGCAAGGCAAGAUGGCUGUUCCUCCCUUCACCUUCACCCAGUUCGACCAGCCCAUCUUUGGCGAGGACGGCAAGCCCACUUUCAACAUGCAGACCCUCAAGGCCCAAUUCGCCGCGCCUCCCCAGGCCGGUCACUACACUUUUGUCAUGCACGUCGUGUGCGACAGCUACGUUGGCUUCGAUACCAAGAUGGAGGUAACCUUGGUAGUGGAGGAAGCCAACAAGGCUGCCGAAAUGGUCGCCGAGGACGAGAUUAGCGAACCUGAUGAGGACUCGAUAGCUGGCCAGAUGCAAGCCCUCAAGGGCGGAAGCGUACCGGGCGCCACCAAGCCCCGCAGGAAAGCGGCCGAAGAGGACUCGGACGAGGAGAGCGGCACCGAUGACGACAUUGAAGACGACACAAGCGAGACAAACACGGAUACCGAGGACGAGUCAUAG
Molecule: messenger RNA, 2097 nt
Organism: Colletotrichum karsti
Lineage: Eukaryota; Fungi; Ascomycota; Sordariomycetes; Glomerellales; Glomerellaceae
Product: protein translocation complex component
Exons: 3
Coding region: 1-2097 (698 amino acids)
Biological process (GO): post-translational protein targeting to endoplasmic reticulum membrane; SRP-dependent cotranslational protein targeting to membrane
Cellular component (GO): Sec62/Sec63 complex
Molecular function (GO): transmembrane protein transporter activity; RNA binding
Source: RefSeq, a predicted model, not a curated record